ACAUUUUUGUUGUUGUUCCUUUGUAGAAUUUUCUUCCAUCCGAAAGUGUGCGGAGCUCGCAUCGGUGUAAUUCUAAUAUAUUUCGGUGAAAAACCCAAAUUAAAAUGUCUUACAUUGCCCGGAAAGGACCCCAGGUUGCUUCUGCUCUCGGCAAGUGGGCCUACAAUCUGUCCGGAUUCAAUCAGUACGGACUGCACCGUGACGAUUGCCUGUACGAGGAUGACGACGUAAAGGAAGCGAUCCGUCGGCUGCCGGAGAAGCUGAAGGACGAUCGUAACUUCCGGAUCACCCGGGCCCUGCAUCUGUCGAUGACCAAGACCAUCCUGCCGAAGGAACAGUGGACCAAGUACGAAGAGGAUACCAAAUAUCUGGAACCGUACCUGGAGGAGGUCAAGCGCGAACGGGACGAGCAAACCAAGUGGGAAGCCAACAAGUAAACGAUGUAAAAUUUUCUAUGAUAAGGAGAAAGUUUACAUUGUUCUGAUCAAGAGUUCUAUUCGAAAUCUAGGAAAAGAAAGUGAAAUCGGUUAAGUAUA
Uranotaenia lowii is the source of this 536-nucleotide messenger RNA. RefSeq names its product cytochrome b-c1 complex subunit 7 (gene UQCR-14). Bases 105 to 437 code for a protein of 110 amino acids. The record is from RefSeq and is a predicted model, not a curated record. The transcript is spliced from 3 exons. Gene Ontology annotation, biological process: mitochondrial electron transport, ubiquinol to cytochrome c. NCBI's taxonomy places the organism in Eukaryota, Metazoa, Arthropoda, Insecta, Diptera, Culicidae.